Mercurialis annua (annual mercury) is the source of this 850-nucleotide messenger RNA. RefSeq lists its product as uncharacterized. The record is from RefSeq and is a predicted model, not a curated record. The transcript is spliced from 4 exons. The coding region runs from base 120 to 734 and encodes 204 amino acids. NCBI's taxonomy places the organism in Eukaryota, Viridiplantae, Streptophyta, Magnoliopsida, Malpighiales, Euphorbiaceae.
AAAGAAGCCCCAAUUGUCUCCUGAUUUAAUUAGUCUCUGCCUUUUCAAGUUUUCUUGCUAUUGUAAAAGGAAACCCUAAUUCCCAAUUCCGCGUAUCUUGCUUUCGUACAGAUUUAAUUAUGUUUGUCUCAAUCGAUUCACAUCACUCCUCAUAUAUUUUGAGCGAGGAGCUUCUUAAUAUGGAUUUAUCACUAAUUUUCGAAUCAUCGGACUCUGAAUCGCCUCCUGCCAAGAAGCCAAAGCUUGAGGAUAGCUCCGACCAAGAUUCCGAUGACGACGAAGAGAAGAAAAACGAGCACUACGAACACUAUGAUGUCCAAGGGUUUCGUGCUGUGUAUUUUGAGGAGGAACCCCUAGACACCAGAUGGCUCAAGCAGGGUACUGUGGUUGCUGUUGAAAAGUACAAUAAUCUUGGCAAGUAUCCAAAGCUGAAUUUAGUUGAAAUUAAGAGGGCGACUCAUUGGACAACUGUGUAUUACGUAACCUUUCUUGCUAGAGAAGAGGGUUCUCGGAUCAUCCGCACUUACCGAACACUCUUCUUCCAUGGUGCUUGUAACCGCAUACAUGCCACUACUCAAGUUUUCUAUAUUAGAUCAGCACCACCAAGAAAACAUGAUGAGGAGGAAAGUGACGACGAGGAGGAGAGUGAUGAUAACGAGGAGGAGAACAAAAUUUAUACUAAUAGCGGCGUGAAGGCAGAAAUGGGAGGGGCAGCAGCCGCGACAGCAGCAUGAAGGCAGAAACAGGAACCAUAAGCAUAAUUUAUUCAUUACAGUAUCAUAAGUUAAUCAAUUUUUUACAUUACCAUAAGCAUAAUAAAGUCAAGUCUACAAAACAAUUUUUUUAUUUA